Messenger RNA from Rhipicephalus microplus (southern cattle tick), 348 nucleotides. RefSeq lists its product as uncharacterized. NCBI's taxonomy places the organism in Eukaryota, Metazoa, Arthropoda, Arachnida, Ixodida, Ixodidae. The record is from RefSeq and is a predicted model, not a curated record.
GUUACACACUCAUUCAACAGUGGCUUGGCUGAUAAUUGCACCACACGUUGCAAAACCUCUGGAAGAAUGAAAAGACUGCCAGCAGGCACAAGGUGUUGGCUUAAUUAUCAGCGAAAGAUCCGCGUCCCUGGUGUUGAAAACGUUAUUGUCGAUGGAAUUUGUAAGCAUGGCAUCUGCAUCGUAACUCCCCCUGCCGUUCCUUUGCUGAAGAUACAUGUCCCGGAAGAAAAGUGUGACCAUUUGUUGGCAUCUGUGAACUACACGAAAAAAGUUGCAUCCACGUGCAGCGCAAGGUGUCCUGGUCGUCAACCAGAAUACCAGCCCCUUCGCAAUGGGACUGCUUGUGCU